AUUUCUGGCUUGUUUCUCCUGCAGAUGCCGGCGUUCCUGUGGUUCUUCCUGACCUUCCUGCUUGGAGCUGGUGCUGCUCCGGCUGAAGAUGAAAUUACCUUCCUUCCUGGUCUCCAGAAGCAGCCGAGCUUCAAGCAGUAUUCUGGCUAUCUGAACCUGCCUGAUGGGAAACACCUUCACUAUUGGUUUGUGGAGUCCCAGAACAAACCAUCGUCCGACCCAGUGGUCCUGUGGCUGAACGGCGGUCCUGGCUGUAGCUCCUUGGAUGGACUGCUCACUGAACAUGGACCGUUCCUGAUCCAGGAUGACGGAGUGACGCUGCAGUACAACCCCUACUCUUGGAAUAAGAUUGCCAACAUGUUGUACCUGGAGUCUCCAGUUGGUGUCGGUUUCUCGUAUUCUGACGAUAAGAAAUACGCAACCAACGACAGUGAGGUGUCCAUGAACAACUACCUGGCUCUGAAGGAGUUCUUCCGGCUGUUUCCAGAGUUCAACAACAGGGAACUCUUCCUGACUGGAGAAAGUUACGGAGGGAUCUACAUCCCCACGCUCGCUGAGAGGGUGAUGGAGGACUCCAGCCUGAACCUGCAGGGUAUUGCCGUUGGAAACGGGUUGGCAAGCUACGAACUUAACGAUAACUCCCUGGUGUACUUUGCCUACUAUCACGGCCUGCUGGGCAGCAAGCUGUGGGCGGACCUUCAGAUGUUCUGCUGCAGCAGCGGGAAAUGUGACUUCUAUAACAGCAAGAACCCCAACUGCACCGAAAGCCUGGCAGACGUCACAGAAAUCGUCUACAGUUCAGGACUCAACAUUUACAACCUGUACGCUCCCUGUGCUGGUGGAGUCCCUCAUAGACUCAGUGUGGAAAGCGGACAGCUGGUGAUCCGAGAUCUGGGGAACAACUUCAUCAACCAUCAGUGGACUCGGCAAUGGAACCAGAAGUUACUUGGUCUGGCAUCUCUGCACCUCUCCGUCCGUCUGGACCCACCAUGCACCAACUCCACCCCUUCCAGCCUCUACCUGAACAACCAAUAUGUGCGGAAAGCUCUGCACAUCAGCCCAGAUGCACUGGAUUGGGCUGUCUGCAGUUCCGAAGUAAACUUGAAUUAUGGGCGGCUCUACAUGGAUGUUAAGAAGCAGUACCUGAAACUUCUUUCAGCUCUGAAGUACCGGAUCCUGGUAUACAACGGAGAUGUGGACAUGGCCUGUAACUUCAUGGGUGAUGAGUGGUUUGUGGAGUCUCUGCAGCAGCAGGUGGAGGUCCAGAGGCGUCCAUGGAUCUAUGAAGGUCAAGAUGGUCGUCAGAUUGGAGGCUUCGUCAAAGAAUUUAGCAACCUGGCCUUCCUCACUGUAAAGGGUUCUGGUCACAUGGUUCCAUCGGAUAAACCUGUUGCUGCCUUCGCCAUGUUCACGAGGUUCAUCAAGAAGCAGCCGUACUGACCGGAGCACCGUUUGCACUUUCUCAGCUGACAAACUCUCAGGAUGUUGUCUUUGUUUUUUUUUUUAAAUGUUUUUUCUUUUUACAUGACUGCCAGCCAAUCAGAAUGGCUCUCUGUAAAGUGUCUAUAGAAAAUUAACUAAUCAAGCAGCUCCUGUGUUAGCUCCACCCAUAUCACCAUGGAAACGAGCACUGCCUGUUGAUUUAAUGAGUGUUGAAUGCAGGUUCAAAAGAAA
Messenger RNA from Cyprinodon variegatus (sheepshead minnow), 1674 nucleotides. RefSeq names its product cathepsin A (gene ctsa). Gene Ontology annotation, biological process: proteolysis. The record is from RefSeq and is a predicted model, not a curated record. The coding region runs from base 25 to 1440 and encodes 471 amino acids. Gene Ontology annotation, molecular function: serine-type carboxypeptidase activity. NCBI's taxonomy places the organism in Eukaryota, Metazoa, Chordata, Actinopteri, Cyprinodontiformes, Cyprinodontidae. The transcript is spliced from 13 exons.